Amphiprion ocellaris (clown anemonefish) is the source of this 2499-nucleotide messenger RNA. RefSeq names its product twinfilin-2-like. The transcript is spliced from 11 exons. Gene Ontology annotation, cellular component: cytoplasm; myofibril; actin filament. The record is from RefSeq and is a predicted model, not a curated record. NCBI's taxonomy places the organism in Eukaryota, Metazoa, Chordata, Actinopteri, Pomacentridae. The coding region runs from base 392 to 1498 and encodes 368 amino acids. Gene Ontology annotation, molecular function: actin filament binding; actin monomer binding. Gene Ontology annotation, biological process: actin filament depolymerization; barbed-end actin filament capping; positive regulation of neuron projection development.
UGACCACUGUUGCCAUGAGGCUUGUGCACAGCCUCACACAGAGUACAGCACAGGGACAGUACGUGACCGACGGCAAGCCUCCCCCACCGAGACCAUUAAAGAUGUGGUCAUCGAUACGCAAAGAGUUUUAGAUCAGUGGUCAGGGUGGCAUAUCCACUGACAGGCACGUUAUUACUCAUCAGCCACAGUUCCGCAGAUUGUGUUUCAAGUGUUAGGAAGCUCCCGAGUCGCCCUCGAGGCGUUUGUGUCACUGGUGCGCGUGGGUCCAUCUGUCUGCCAUCAGUGGAGAGGCAGCCUACCUGCUGAGCAAGAAGAGCGAGGACACGGAGACCUGGACCUGGUCCUUCUUGCAUGAGAGGAGUGUGAAGCGGUGAAAACUGACUGCCAAAAGAUGUCACACCAAACCGGAAUUAACGCAACAUCUGAGCUGAAAGAGUUUCUGGCCCAAGCGAGGGGAGGUGCCAUCAGAAUAAUGAAGAUCAUCAUCAGAAAUGAGGAGUUGGUGCUAGAUUCCUGCAGAGAGCCGGCACAGAGCUGGGACAAGGAUUACGAUCAGUUCCUGCUUCCUCUGCUCACACCUCAGGAGCCCUGCUACAUCCUCUAUCGUCUGGACUCCCAGAAUGCACAGGGAUACGAGUGGAUCUUCAUCGCUUGGUCACCUGACCAGUCACCAGUGAGGCAGAAGAUGGUCUAUGCAGCGACUCGUGCCACACUGAAGAAAGAGUUUGGAGGAGGUCACAUCAAAGAUGAAAUGUUUGGGACAGCCGAGGAUGACCUUUGCUUCCAGGGAUACCUGCGACACAACUCCUCCUGCUCCUCCCCAGCUCCUCUCACAGCAGCUGAGCAGGAGCUACAACGAAUUAAAGUCACAGAGGAUAAAGUUGUAUGGGAUGAACGCAGACGAAUUGGGACUCCAACAGCACGAGCGAGGGUCACAAUGGAGUUUGGCUUAGACAAAAGGGCACAGACUCUUCAGGGUCUUGCGUUCCCUUUACAAGAAGAGGCCAAACGAGCUCUGCAGCAACUCAAGCAGAAACGCAUCAACUACAUACAGCUGAGGCUGGAUGUAGAGAAAGAAACCAUUGAGCUGGUUCACACCAAACCUACAGAAACCCAUGAGCUUCCUUACAGGAUUCCCACAGAUUCGCCCAGAUACCACUUCUUCAUCUUCAAACAUUCCCAUCAGGGCCAGCUGCAGGAGGCGCUGGUGUUCAUAUAUUCGAUGCCUGGCUACACCUGCAGUAUCAAGGAGCGGAUGUUGUACUCCAGCUGUAAGAACAGGCUACUGGAUGAGGUGGAGAAAGACUACCAGCUGGAGGUCACCAAAAAGAUGGAAAUAGACAGUGGUGACGGUCUGACAGAAGACUUCCUAUAUGAGGAGGUCCACCCGAUGGAGCACACCUUAAAGCAGGCCUUUGCCAAGCCCCGCGGACCAGGAGGGAAGAGGGGCAACAAACGCCUAAUCAAGGGUGCGGGGGAGAACGGGGAGGAAAAUUAGACACCACACACACUCAAAAAUGCACAAGCAAACUGACACAAUAUCUAAGAAUUGACUUAUUAUUUGACUAUUUAGCUUCUAGCCAUUGCUUCGUCAUUUUUACUUGAACAAAUACCUUUCCCACUGAAAAUGAGAAUCCACCGUAAAGCAGAACAAGUUCAAAUGUAAAGUUCCCAGGUCUGACCAGUUUUACUAAAGUGUUGCAUCAUCUUGCAGAUGUAAAUUAAUUGUCGCGCAACCCAAGUUUUGGUCCCCCCCAAAAUUAAUUUAACUUCUAGCAGAGAUCUUACUGUUUCAAAAUACACCAAAUAUGUCUAGUUGUGUAAAAUAGUGCGCGCAAUUUCGAAAAUGUUUCCGGUGAAUGCAGCAGAGAAGCAACAAACUACAUGGAACAGGGAGUUCAGAUGUAAAUUGAUACAGUUCUCAGUUCUGUCUUUUCGGUGUGAUGCUACAACCAGCAGCCAGUUAGCUUACCUGAGCAUAAAUACUGGUAACGGGUUAAACAGCUAGCCUGACUCCACAGAAACAAGGCGUCAAAAAAAGACACGUUGAAGUUGCCGAUGUGUCGAAUUGUUCCUUGAUCAGAGGCAGUGACAUCUUGGAGUCUUGUUGUCACAGUGAGCUGCGACUUUGGAUGAAAACUGGAUGUUAAAAGAUUAAAUUGUACCAUUAAAAACAUUAAGGCCUCAUAUUUUCUUAACAGUUUGAAUUUGCCAAUUUCUCAAUGAAAGCAGUGUUACCCAUUCAAGUCCCCACGUCCUCAGUCUGGGCUCUAAUCGAUUCAGCUCCUCAAGAUCAGUGAGAAAUUGUUGUGACAUUUCUACUUUAGGGUGGAUUAUUCUUCAUGUUGCCUAUGCUGUUCCCACAGAUCAUGCUUUACCACACAUAAAUCCAUCCACGUUACAUUUACAGUUGCCUUCAUCAGUCACCUGAUGGAGGUUUGACUGCACUCAGAAGAAGGCUGUUGUUUUACAUGGUUCUGCAAUAAAGAAUUUUCUGUA